Penicillium angulare is the source of this 864-nucleotide messenger RNA. RefSeq names its product DUF1774 domain-containing protein. Lineage: Eukaryota; Fungi; Ascomycota; Eurotiomycetes; Eurotiales; Aspergillaceae. The coding region runs from base 1 to 864 and encodes 287 amino acids. The record is from RefSeq and is a predicted model, not a curated record. The transcript has 3 exons.
AUGGCGAACUACAACCCUUUUGCUCGGCGUGAGACUCAUAAUGUUCACGCGCUGAAUUCUUAUCGUGUCCUUGUACCUCUCACGUGGCUAUUGGUUGUUGUUGCUGGGAUCUAUUAUUCUAUUCAUUCGCCUGAUGAUACUAAGCAUAGCAAGAAGAUCUGGAAGCAAGUUAAAAGGCACCCUACGCCUUUUACGCAAAAUAAAACUGUGACUGAGAUUUACUGGGUCCUCUUGCUACUCUCCCAAAUCAGCUAUGUGUGGCAGCUGUUCCAUAAAGAUGCUGCUAUCGUCGCAUCUGCCGCCAAUGUAGCAACCCACUUCAUCUUGAACAACCUGUUCACCUUUUCAUGGAUCCUCCUCUGGACCCGCAAUUACUUCUGGGGUUCAUUGAUUAUCUUGAUCGCCCAUUUCAUCAACCAAAGCUUUACUUACUGGCGUCACCGCGGCCUUCCGGCUUUCGUGCAUCUCCCCGCCGUCGCGGGUCCUUAUGCCUGGACUCUAUUUGCCUUGUUCUGGAACGGCGCUGUCGCUGUGCACAGCCAUAAUCUCCCUGGUCGACUUGUUGCCAAUAUCUUUAUUUGGGUGAUUUUGGCCAUUGGCUUGUUCGACAUUGUGAUUUUUGAAGAUUACAUCCUUGGAUACUGCUUGAGUUUCUUGAGUCUAUCUCUUGCGGUGCAGCAAAUCUCCAUCAAGAUUAUCGCCUUCCAGUGGAUCUUUGCCUUUGUCGUGUUUGCUGUCUUCCUUGUGACCUCGCUCUAUAUCUCGACUACCAAGUACUCAGGACGCGACUCACUCUUCCGUCGUGUGGCUCACCCAGAGUCGGGCGACCGCGAGAGACAACCUCUGCUCCAUGAGAGCGCGUAA